Messenger RNA from Engraulis encrasicolus (European anchovy), 2948 nucleotides. RefSeq names its product yippee-like 3 (gene ypel3). The coding region runs from base 405 to 749 and encodes 114 amino acids. The transcript is spliced from 5 exons. NCBI's taxonomy places the organism in Eukaryota, Metazoa, Chordata, Actinopteri, Clupeiformes, Engraulidae. The record is from RefSeq and is a predicted model, not a curated record.
CUUCCUCAAAGACAGAUACAGCGCGCUCAAGGACUGUAAACAAAGCAACGACUUGACAGCGAGUUUUUUAAUGCGAAUAAUUUUCCUUUGUGUCGUUUGUCGCACGAUUAUCUGCUUUUUACGUUCUUUUAGCCACUGCUGAGCGUGACCACCGAAAGGGGGGCAGCAGACAGACAGGCGGACAGCCGAACCGAACGGCAGACAGACAAGCAGACUGCAGCACGGGCUUGUUUGUUUGGUAGUGCGCAUUCGUCCACGCGUGCAUUGCGGAGAGCGAGCGAGCGAGCUAUUCUGGGCUUCCGCCUGAUUCGGAUGUCUCUGGUUUAUUAAACCGACCAACGGAUUCGGCAGCUGUCUGCGAUUCCUUCUUCCAAACUGUCUAGACGCCCCCGCCAGUCGUCGCCAUGGUGAAGACGUUUCAGGCCUAUCUGGACUCGUGUCAUCGGCGCUACAGCUGCGUCCACUGCAGAGCCCAUCUGGCCAAUCAUGAUGACCUUAUCUCAAAGUCUUUUCAAGGCAGCCAGGGCCGAGCAUACCUCUUCAACUCUGUUGUUAACGUAGGUUGUGGUCCAUCAGAGGAGAGGUUGCUGCUGACUGGCCUUCACGCUGUAGCAGACAUCUACUGUGAGAGCUGCCACACCACCCUGGGUUGGAAAUAUGAGCAGGCGUUUGAGCUGAGCCAGAAGUAUAAGGAGGGGAAGUUCAUCAUCGAGCUGUCUCACAUGAUCAAGGACAACGGCUGGGACUAGACACCCCCCCCCCCUCCCUGAUCAACAUUACCACGCCCACCCGAACCGCAGCCUUGCCUCUCAUCAGCAUGGACACGCCCCCUUAUCUACAUAACCACGCCCACCACCAGAGCUGCAGUCAUGACUCUCAUAAGGACGAACACGCAACCUUAUCAACAUAUACCCCCUAGAGGCGCAGCCUUGCCUCUGAUAAGGACGAACACGCCCCCUUAUCAACAUAUACCCCCUAGAGGCGCAGCCUUGCCUCUGAUAAGGACGAACACGCCCCCUUAUCAACAUAUACCCCCCCUCCUGACACAAACACACCCACCAGAACAGACCACAUCACCUUGCUUAAGACGUGACAGAUUUGUGCCGAUGAGCCCAUACCCCUUCAAUAUCAUCACGCAGUGAGGAACAAAUAUGGUGUUUUGGUCACACCUCCCUCAUUAACAUAACCACUCCCCUUCGUCGCAGCAGGUGACCUUGCACAAGGACAGAUAUGCCACCUCAUCAAUAAAGCCACACCCCCUCAUCAACAUACCUACAACCAUGAGGUGAAGAGAGAGGGUCCGAGGUACUCUGAAGUCUGUUAAAAGUCCUUCAUUUGGACAAAUGGAUAAAUACGAUGUCCAUGCCUAAAUGAAGGACUUUUAAUGGACUUCAGAGUGCCUUGGACCCUCUGUCUUCACCUCAAGUUUUCCAUUUUGGAUACGGAUGAUCUCCUGAAGAUUUUUAUUACCCCACAGAUGGAACUUAUUCUCUCUAUAUAUAUAUACCUACAAACGUCUUCGAUGUAAACUAUGCCUCUCUUGUGGACAGAUAUUUGGCUAAGCUAUGCCCUCUUAGAAAAAAGCUCCACCCACCCAUCAUCGCCAUGGUGACUGGCCAUGCCCCUCUCCAUGCAAUUCUCCACGCUGUCCGAUGUGUUUUUGCUAUCUCUUCUGCGUGUGCACGAGCGCUGUGUGUGUGUGUGUGUGUGUGUGUGUGUGUGUGUGUGUGUGUGUGUGUGUGUGUGUAUACGAACCUUGUACAGCUUAGACGAUUUUCCUUUUUGUGUUCUCACAAACACACACAGACUCUCUCGUUCUCUCUCUUACACACACACACACACACACACACACACACACACACACACACACACACACACACACACACACACACACACACGCACACACACACACACAGCAAUCUUUACAGCAUGAAUCCCUUCCGCUGUUUUGAGGGUGAUUUUAGGGGGGGAAAAGUUUAGAAUAACACAUGUUGUGUGUGUGUGUGUGUGUGUGUGUGUGUGUGUGUGUGUGUGUGUGUGUGUGUGUGUGUGUGUGUGUGUGUGUGUGUGUGUGUGUGUGUGUGUGUGUGUGUGUGAGUGUGUGAGAAUACUAAGAUUUGUAAAAAAAAAGGAGGAAUUUUAUUGCACAUGUGAGCUUGAAAGACUGUUUUUAUGCUGUGUGUGUGUGUGUGUGUGUGUGUGUGUGUGUGUGUGUGUGUGUGUGUGUGUGUGUGUGUGUGUGUGUGUGUGUGUGUUUGGAGCUGAAUACUCCCCUUCAUCAAUGUCACUAAUGUGUAAUUGACCCAUUCGGCACAAGUAGGGCAGGGGACGCUCCCAUACACACACACACACACACACACACACACACACACACACACACACACUGUGUGUCUCUGUGUUUGUAUGUACAGAGGGCCCAUGUGCAAAGCUGGCAGCAUUAGUUGGUAUUGGGUGGCUGGUGUAUGUGCGUGCGUGUGUGUGUGUUUGUGGCCUUAGAUUGUCUCAUGCUGAAUUGCUCAUCUACACCUAAAGCACGUUGGUAGGUGUCUGAGUGUGUUUGUCUGUGCGUGUGCGUGUGUGUGUGUGUGUGUGUGUGUGUGUGUGUGUGUGUGUGUGUGUGUGCGCGCAUUGUGCUGUACAUACAGGCUAAAGGUGACUGUUUGUGUGUGUGUGUGUGUGUGUGUGUGUGUGUUUUAUUCCCACAUUGUAAAUAUAGGCUAAUGCUGAAUGAAAUGUAAAGAUUUGAUUUGAUCAGCUUUUAGAGUUCUAUAUAUUUCCUAUCACAUCUGUGCGUGUAAGUGAGUGAGUGUGUGAAUGAGUGAGUGUAUUCUUCUGCUUGUGUGUGUGUGUGGGUGUGUGCACAGCUCUGUCUAUGUCUAUGUAUGCUUUGACCAUGAAGUGUAUUUUUAACCUUACGACUUUACAUUAAAGCACUAUUAUAAUCUCUG